Molecule: messenger RNA, 1857 nt
Organism: Medioppia subpectinata
Lineage: Eukaryota; Metazoa; Arthropoda; Arachnida; Sarcoptiformes; Oppiidae
Source: the annotation of a GenBank genome assembly
GGGUUGAAUGGUGUGAUAAUUAUAUGAUAAUUAUUAUAACAAGUAUUGAAAUCAAUUAAUAGGUGUUUAAUAUAUAAGAAGUUUAACCGCAAAACAGAGGUCUCUCUCGAGAGGAGGAAAACCCCCCGAAAGGCAAACAAACGCGUCGUUUACUUAAGAGGAAGUAAACGUGUUUUAGUGUCCAAAUCCAAGACAAGAGGUCCCUUUAUCUGUGACUCCCGUUACUAAUAAACAAACCGGUCAUUCGGUCCGUCUGUCUGACCGUAAUCUCUAUAUACGAUUAGCUGUAUAUAAACCCCGAGUAUUAAAACCCGUGAAAUGAACGCCAAUCCGUACCAAAUGCGACCGUCGGGUCCGACCGGUUCCGUACACAACCGGUCGGCCAAUAGCGGCGGUCAGCCCUCGGCCGCCGACGAGAAGAAGUGGGGCGACACGACCUCACGGGCCGGAGAGGUGUCCCGUGUUUUUAUCGGUGGUGUGGACUAUAAGAGUACUUCUUGUGCUGAAAUCGAGCAACGGUUCCGACCCUAUGGCAACAUCUUAGGCAUUGAUAUCCAUCCGAAGAACUUCGCGUUCGUUCAGUUCGAGAGAGUAGAGGACGCGGAGAACGCGUGUCGCGGAGAAAAUGCCACUUCGCUUAAGAACAAGAAAAUUGAAGUCCGUGUGUUUGAUAAGAGCGGUCACCCGACCAAAGGCCGCGCCGCUCCCAAUCGGGACCGGAGUCGCAGUCCGACCAGAGGCUCGAUGGGCGGCGGAGGCGGUGGCGGACCCACUGGCACCAGACACGGGGCGCCCGUUCCCCAUAUGAACCAAUACGACGACCCGUACGGCUAUAAUCAGGGACCGCCGCCUCCGCAACAGCCGCCGCCCACCGACGGCGCGACCGGCAAUGAAUGCGAGAUUAUUGUCGUCAGUAAAGAGCAGUGGGGUUACGCGGAUAUGAUUGAGAAACGGCUCAAACAGGAGACGGGUCUUCGAUACGUGGAUAUGCUUUUCCUUCACACUCCCGGCUCUCUAUCCCUUACACUCAACGAUCUCUUUGAAAGACAAACUCUAUACGCUUUAGUGGUGGCGCCGGUCAACGAAGAGCACGUAUCGGUCACUCUUCACGUCCUCCACAAUCAAACGGAGCACCGAAAUAUGCCACUCGAAGACGCCUUGCGUUUGAUAACAAACGACUUCCAGGCGUACAACGGUAUGGGCGGCGGUGGCGAAGACAUAAGAGCCGGACCGCCGGCGGCCUAUCCUAUGGGCGGAAAUAACGCGUCUUCCGCUCCCAACGAUCAGUCGUAUCGGUCGGCCGGCAAUGCAUUACCGCAAGAGGUGUCGUAUUUGUUGCGACAGGUGUUGGAAGAAAAUGGGACACAAUAUCUGAGUCCAACACAAUUGGAUUCAUUAAUCGAUUACUUUCAGCGCCAGAAGAGCCGAAUGGCCGAACCCAAGCCUGUGGUCGACAAAAAGCCGGCGCCCAUUGAUCUGGAGAAACAAAAGGCCACUCUUCUGGACAACCCUCACGUUCAGGCGGCCCUCUCGUCGCUUCUACAGAUCGGAGCGCUUACCGGCGACUCCCCUAAGCCCAGCGCUUCGGCCAAUCCUUUCUCGGCGCUCACUUCUUCGUUCAGCGGAUCUAACUCUGCAUUUGGCGGCUCUAACACCGGCGCUAAUCCACUGUUUGGCGGUUCGACCACCGCUUACGGCGGACAACAGCAGAACAACGGCUCGGCCAACGCUCCCACCCGUCGACACCCACUGUUCGGCACCGAAGUUAAGCCCCAAUCGAUUCCGGGAGCGCCCGGAGGUUUGGUCGGUUACCCACCCGUCCAGUCGUACAAUCAAUACCAGUCCUAUCAGUAUUGA